AUGGCCAUUAAAGUUUUUAUUUUUCUUUUGGGAUUAACUGCAAUAAGUGCGAAGCCAGUCUUAAAACAAGAAAAUCGGUCAGAAAUAGAGAUUCUUCUAAGUAAAGGACUCAUCGGGUUCGUUCCUGUGGUGAUACCGUUGGAAGAGAUCACUUCUAUACCUGAUGGACCUGAACACAACAUUCAGAAAAGAUCUGCUUUGAGAGGUGACAAUCCUAAUAACGAUCUUUUGGCGGAUUUUGAAGGCGCAAACUACGAAAAUUCGCUUACAGGCUUGGAUAGAAGAAUAAAAACACUACCCUCAUGGGUCGGU
This is a messenger RNA of Brenthis ino (lesser marbled fritillary), 312 nucleotides long. The record is from the annotation of a GenBank genome assembly. Lineage: Eukaryota; Metazoa; Arthropoda; Insecta; Lepidoptera; Nymphalidae.